Phasianus colchicus (ring-necked pheasant) is the source of this 2779-nucleotide messenger RNA. It is a transcript of the gene BMP6, whose product is annotated as bone morphogenetic protein 6. Gene Ontology annotation, cellular component: extracellular region. Gene Ontology annotation, biological process: BMP signaling pathway. NCBI's taxonomy places the organism in Eukaryota, Metazoa, Chordata, Aves, Galliformes, Phasianidae. The record is from RefSeq and is a predicted model, not a curated record. Gene Ontology annotation, molecular function: cytokine activity; growth factor activity.
AUGCCGCGGCGGCUGGCCUGGCUGUGCUGCUGCUGGGCGCUGCUGAGCGGCGCCUGCCGCCCCGCCGAGCCGCCGCCCGCCGCCGCCGCCCCGAGCUUCCUCUACCGGCGGCUGAAGUCGCACGAGAAGCGGGAGAUGCAGCGGGAGAUCCUCUCCGUGCUGGGGCUGCCGCACCGUCCUCGCCCGCCUCCGCGGGAACCGCCGGCUCCGCCGCCGGGACGGCUGCCGGCAGCGCCGCGCUUCAUGCUGGACCUGUACCACGCGCUGGCCGAGGGCGCGGAGGGAGCCGCGGGCGCGGAGAGGAGCGGCCGCCCGCAGCCCCCCGCUCCGGCGCCGCCGCUGCCGCCGGUGCCCAGCGCGCAGGACAGCGCCUUCCUCAACGACGCCGACAUGGUGAUGAGCUUCGUCAACCUGGUUGAGUACGACAAGGAGUUCACCCCUCACCAGCAGCACCACAAGGAGUUCAAGUUCAAUUUGUCUCAGAUUCCCGAGGGCGAGGCUGUCACAGCUGCCGAGUUUCGGAUCUACAAGGACUGCGUUGUGGAGAGCUUUAAAAACCAAACUUUCCUUAUCAACAUCUACCAAGUGCUGCAGGAACAUCCAAACAGAGCCUCUGACCUGUUUCUGCUGGAUACACGGGCAGUAUGGGCUUCGGAGGAGGGCUGGUUGGAGUUUGAUGUCACUGCCACCAGUAACAUGUGGGUGAUGAAUCCGCAGCACAACAUGGGACUCCAGCUGAGCGUGGUGACCCGCGACGGUUUCAGUGUAAAUCCUAGAGAAGCAGGCCUUAUAGGGCGAGAUGGCCCUUAUGACAAGCAGCCUUUCAUGGUGGCAUUCUUCAAAGUGAGCGAAGUCCACGUCCGGACGACGAGGUCAGCGACAAACAGGCGCAGGCAGCAAAAUCGAAACCGUUCUACUCAAGCUCAGGAUGUUUCCAGGGUGUCAACUGUCACAGAUUACAACAGCAGUGACUUAAAAACAGCAUGCAGAAAGCAUGAACUUUACGUUAGCUUCCAAGACUUGGGAUGGCAGGACUGGAUAAUCGCUCCAAAGGGCUACGCAGCCAACUACUGUGAUGGGGAGUGCUCCUUUCCACUCAAUGCACAUAUGAACGCAACCAACCACGCCAUCGUACAAACUCUGGUUCAUCUUAUGAAUCCUGAUUACGUUCCCAAACCAUGCUGUGCACCUACCAAACUAAAUGCCAUAUCAGUUCUUUAUUUUGAUGAUAAUUCUAAUGUAAUCUUGAAGAAAUACAGGAAUAUGGUAGUAAGAGCCUGUGGAUGUCACUGACAAACAGUCUUCACGUGGACUCUGUGAUUCUACCAUGAACUUCCAUACUACCUUCCCUACUUUCACGAACUACCUGACAGUGGAAAAAAAAAAAAAAAAAAAAAGUUGAUGAAUCUUUCAAAACACCAUUUAUGUGCCUUGUGGGAGGAAAGGGCUUGUGGAACCACAUGGUGUGGUGUGAGCAAAGAGCUGGAAUUCUUAAAAUGCGACCCUAAGCUGCAGUGGCUGCUCAGCUCUGCAACUAGAGCUCGCAAAGCGUCAAUAUGCCUGCACACGUGCUUACUUGGUUGGGAUGGUCUCAAUCUCACCUAGCAGCUUGGCCUUAUCAGUUGCUUGGAUGUGUGCUACAGUUUAAGCAGAUGGACAUCCAACACCCAAAACCAGUGAGCUUUUUGAGGGGAGAGGGUCGCUAAAGAAAGCAUUGUUACUACAUCAGACUUAGCAUAUACGUGUACAAUAGUAAUACGAAAUUUCUAAGGGUAGGAAUUGCCUUUUCUCUAUAAGGAGCAGCUGUUACACCUCUCCUGUUAGUCUUCUCUGAAACCUGUCAUGAUAGUAUGCAUUGUGCCAAAGCAAAUCUUUUGGGUCCCUUGGUCUCCAAGCACAGUUUAAAUCUGAUGCUGUAAGAGUAAGAUGGCUUGGCUGCACCCUGUGUUAGAAAUACUAGCAUGAACUUGGACCGUGGCUGAUCUUUCCUGAUCAGUGUUUGACUGUGAGUAGUGUAACUUCACAUAUUUGUUCUUACAUGACUUCCUUCCACUCCCUGAGUGGAGCUGCCUCAUCUUACUACCACUUGCCCAGGAAGGAAGUCUGGACACUUCUCCAGCUGUAACUCAGACGUAAAAGUUUAGGGGCCAUUCAUUCUCUAGUUGGACAAUUUAUUUACAGGAAGACAAAAUGUCAACAACUUACUUAUUCAAAUAUUUGGCCAACCUUUCCCCUUCAACUCACGCAACUAACAAACUGGUAUAAAGGAUACAUUCACACGGUAGCCACGGUUUGUCUAGCAGAAGCUAACAGCAAAUUGUUUUGAUCAAUAUUAAACUUGUAUUAAAUGCACUUACCUCUUGAUUCUUGCAUUUAAAAGGCUUCUUGUAAAUACAAGCUAUAAUUUAUUGCACUUUUCACUGUAUAUUCAUUGUGCUGUAUCAUUUAUAGAAAGACUGCUUUUUAAAAAAGUUUUUAUUUAGAAAAAUCUCAGUGUAAACAAUUGUAUCACUUCGAUUUUAUACAAGAAACUCAUGAGAUUGUGCUUCACUAGAAAGUUGUUAAAAAACAUGAUAAUAAAGGCUUCCUUUAAGGCAGAAGUAUGUACAUUGAUCUAACACAUCUGCCAGUACAACACUUAGCUUCCAUUGUGGAUUUUUUACCCUUGCACAUUUUUAGAUUGAACAGAACCAAAAGGUUCUUGACAGACAGUGUAGUGAAGUACCAGGAGCUAUCCACUGAUUUCAAAGUUCAUUACUGUUUUGCUUUUUUUUUUUUU